AUGCUUAUUCUUAGAAGAAAAGCAAAAGAUUACAAAAAGCAAGUAUGCAUUCCAUUAUUAGUUUUAAUGUGGAAAUAUGCGAUUGCACGAUCACAUCGUUCUUGCCACUCUUUUUGGGAAAUUUUUAGCGGUAUCUCGGUAUUUUUACUUUUAUUUUUCGUUUAUCAAACGACUAAGAGCGCGAGGUUUGAGCCUAACUUUAAUGAAUCUGUCGUAAGAGUGUUCUUCACUCCAGAUAAUAGUUACACAAGACGGCUAAUUAACAGAGCUGCGAAUUAUUUAGCUCAAAAUGAAAUGGAAACUGGAACAAAUCGGCAGUGGAGGUUUGAAGGCUUCAAGUAUCCAUUGGAUGAAAAAAAAUUCAAUACCUCCCAAGAUGUUGUGGUGGUGGACUUUAAAAGUAACUCUACAAACACUCCCUUGGACUACUCUAUAGAUGCCGGCACUAGACUGCAAGAUAACAAAUUCAACAAAGCAAUAAAGGGAUAUUUUCGUAGUUUUGUUCCACCAGAGAAAGUGGCUCCACCACACAUGGGAUUGCUUCAAUGGGCUAUAGACAAGUCUUACAUAGAACAACGUAUUGGGAAGGUCAUUGUACAGACGGUGUCAUUGAUAACUAUACCAAAGUACAUAUCUGAAGAACUGCACACUUUGCACAAGUUCAUGAUAUUGUGCACAAUAAUUGCACCAAUGCCUUUCUUUCUUUCUCAUUCUGCGACUUUAAUCAUGGAAAGAAGAUCAGGAUUGAGGGAGCUGAUGAAGAUGUCCGGUAUAUGUGCUGACAUACUCCGGUUCUCACACAUCCUGGAGACUUUAGUUAUUGGCAUAUUGUACUGCUUACCUGUAGUUUUUCUAUUGAAAGCCACAGCGGAACCUAUAUUACCGAACAGCAACUCCCUGAUAAUAGCAUUUACUAUAGUGCUGCACUAUGUGAACACUAUGUCACUGUCUUUUAUUACUACUGCUAUUUCUCAGGAUUUCCACCACGCGGAUUGCGUUGGCUUCAUGCUCUACAUGUCUACAUUCAUCUUGGACUGCUUAUGGUAUUCAUAUAAACGCUCGUACAAGUUACUCGCGUAUUUGGCAUGCAUUAUACUACCUCAUGCACCAGUCUAUCUCUUCUGGGAUGAAGUGCUUUAUUUGGAAUCUAUUGGUGUGGGCUCCAGAUUCCGCAAUGUAUACUCCCGUCACUCGGACAACUUGCUGCCAGUGGCGAGUGUGUGGGUGUUCUUCUACAUACACCUCGCUUUCAUCACCAGCCUCGCCUGGUACUUGGAUCUGGUGAGACCAGGCCCUUUUGGAGUAUCCAAACGCUGGAACUUUUUGUUCAAGAGAUCAUACUGGUUUAGCCAUAAAAUAAAGCGACGAAUAGUAACUCUCCCUGAGACGUAUCUCGCUAAACGAGAUGAGAAAUACUUCGAGAAACUUCCUCAACAUGCUGCAAUUUCUAUUCAGAUAUACAACGUGUCCAAGGUGCUCCGUUCCAAAAAGACAAUAAUAAUGACAACGUCUUGCUUGGAAGAGGCGUAUGCGUUAGGAGACAGGAUCGUUAUACUACAGAACGGAGCGCUCAAGUGUCACGGGUCUCCUACCUUCCUAAAAGACGCAAUUGGAAUGAGUUUCAGCUUAUCAAUAACUAUAAAAGACGGUACUCAAAUGAUGAAACUCAAGGAAACAGUGGAAGAUAUCAUACCAAACCUGAGGUGCAGGAUCGAGGAUAUGAGAAAUGUCGUAUUUUCACUGCCAACCAAGGAAACCCAGAACUUUCCAAAAGUGUUCAGAACUUUGGAGGAAAAGAAAGAAGACUUGGGAAUACAGCUUAUAGAUGUUGGAAUGUUCAUGGAGGAGGUUUUUAUGGAGUGA
Molecule: messenger RNA, 1863 nt
Organism: Spodoptera littoralis (African cotton leafworm)
Lineage: Eukaryota; Metazoa; Arthropoda; Insecta; Lepidoptera; Noctuidae
Source: the annotation of a GenBank genome assembly